Messenger RNA from Knipowitschia caucasica, 2991 nucleotides. Lineage: Eukaryota; Metazoa; Chordata; Actinopteri; Gobiiformes; Gobiidae. The record is from the annotation of a GenBank genome assembly.
AUGCUGAUUGGUCGUCUCAUUCCACAGACCGUCCGAUUUCUCCGAUUUCCUUUUCACGUCACAUUCCCAACACCUCCUUCUCUCCUUCCCAAAUCUCCGGUUUGGGUCCCAGCCUCCUGCCCCGGCCGCCGCCCCAUCCAUGCUCUAGCCCAUCCGCUGUGCUCCCUUGACCGCGGCCUCCCCCUCUCCCCCGUCUCCCCCAUCUCCCCCAACAUGACCGAGCAGAGGUUCAUCGUGGAGUACGCCAAGCGAGGCACGGCCGGCUGCAAGAAAUGCAAGGACAAGAUCGCCAAAGGCAUCGUGCGCAUCGGCAAAGUGGUGCCCAACCCCUUCAGUGAGUCGGCCGGAGACAUGAAGGAGUGGUACCACGUCAAGUGCAUUUUCGAGAAGCUGGAGCGGGCACGAGCCACCACCAAGAAGAUCGAGGAUAUCACAGACCUGGAAGGAUGGGAGGAGCUCCAGGACGAAGACAAGGACAUCAUCAACAAGCAUGUGGCAGAUCUGCUGACUAAGAUCAAUGCCAGUCCCAAGAAGAAGGUUCAGUCCAAGAUGAACACCAGUGCUCAGUCUGACCCCAGCACUAACGCACCGCGCAAGUUCUCUGGCUUCACUGCAGCUAAAGCCUCCCCCUCUCCCCCCACCGCUGGUCCCUCCUCCUCCUCCCCGGUUCAGGGCAGUGCUCUGUCGGCUCGCCUCUGUGACCCCACCCACAAAGACUGCCUCCUCAGAGAGUUCCGGAAACUGUGUGCGAUGGUGGCAGAGAACGCCAGCUACAACACCAAGACCCAGAUCAUCGAGAGGUUCCUCCGAAAGGGCUCCGCAGGAGAUGGUUUCCAUGGAGACCUGUUCCUGACGGUGAAGCUGCUGCUUCCUGGUGUAGUGAAGAGCGUCUACAACCUGAACGACAAACAGAUUGUCAAACUCUUCAGCCGCAUUUUCAGGUGUAACCAGGACCAGAUGGUGCGGGACCUGGAGCAGGGCGACGUGUCGGAGACCGUAAGGAUGUUCUUCGAUGACAGUCAGACCUUUCCUCCUUCGGCCAAAAGUCUCCUGACGCUGCAGGAAGUGGACGCCUCUCUGACCCGCCUGGCCCAGCUCACCAAGGAGGACGACCAGCAGACUGAACUGGAGGCUAUUGCUAAGAAAUGCACCAGUAACGACCUGAAGUGUAUCAUUCGUCUGAUCAAACACGACCUGAAGAUGAACGCAGGAGCAAAACAUGUUCUGGACGCUGUGGACCCAAACGCCUACGAUGCCUUCAAAGCCUCCAGGAACCUGGGAGACGUGAUCGAGAGAGUCCUGAAGAACCAGCAGGAGGCGUCUGGCUCCGGGACCAGGAAGCUGCUCACCAUUGAGGCUUCUCUCAUGACACCAGUGCAGCCCAUGCUGGCAGAGGCCUGUAAGUCUGUGGAGUAUGCCAUGAAAAAGUGUCCUAAUGGAAUGUACUCUGAGAUCAAAUACGACGGGGAGAGAGUCCAGGUCCACAAGAGCGGAGACACCUUCAGCUACUUCAGCCGCAGCCUCAAGCCUGUGCUGCCCCACAAGGUGGCUCACUUCAAAGACUACAUCCCGGAGGCGUUUCCAGGAGGACACAGUAUGAUCCUGGACGCUGAGGUUCUGCUCAUCGACACAAACACCAGCAAACCCCUGCCCUUUGGGACUCUAGGGGUCCACAAGAAAGCUGCUUUCCAAGACGCCAACGUGUGUUUGUUUGUGUUCGACUGCAUCUACUUCAAUGGAGUCAGCCUCAUGGAGCGACCUCUGUGUGAGCGUAGGAAGUUCCUGGUGGACAACAUGGUGGAGGUUCCGAACCGCAUCUUGUUCUCUGAGAUGAAGCACGUCACAAGAGCUGCAGACCUGGCUGACAUGAUCACCAGAGUCAUCAGAGAAGGUCUGGAGGGUCUGGUGCUCAAGGACCUCAAGGGCUCCUAUGAACCAGGGAAGCGCCACUGGCUGAAGGUGAAGAAGGAUUAUCUGAAUGAAGGAGCGAUGGCCGACACUGCAGACCUGGUGGUUCUGGGGGCUUUCUACGGCAAGGGCUCCAACGGUGGCAUCAUGUCCAGCUUCCUCAUGGGAUGUUUGGAUCCUGAGUCUGGGAAGUGGUGCACAGUCACCAAGUGCUCAGGAGGCUACGACGACGCUAUGCUAGCACGGCUACAGAAGGAGCUGGACAUGGUUAAGAUCAGUAAGGAACCAGGGAAGAUUCCCGGUUGGAUAAAGAUUGUGAAGAACUAUUACCCCGACUUCAUUAUCCGAGACCCUAAGAGCGCCCCCGUGUGGGAGAUCACAGGAGCAGAGUUCUCCAAGUCUGAGAUGCACACAGCAGACGGCAUCUCCAUCCGCUUCCCACGAAUGACUCGAGUGAGAGACGAUAAGGACUGGAAGACUGCCACCAACCUGCCCCAGCUGAGGGAGCUGUUCCGUAUCUCCAAAGAAAACUGUGACUUCCAGGUGAGUGCAAGGCCCUCAGAGAUCAAAGAGGAGAGGGGCUCCUCAGGAGGAGACUCCCCCCCUCCCAGAGCCCCCCCCAAGACCACGCCCAAAGCCAAGGCCAAGCCCAAAGCUCCUCCCAAAGCCACGCCCCCAGCGCCAAAGAGGAAGAGUCCCAGUUCUCCCAGUGUUGUGCCUAAAGCUGUGAAGUCUGAGCCGCGGACUCCAGAGUCUGAGGCCAAGAAGGUGAAGACUGAGCCCCACACUAACGGACAGAGCCAUCCCAGAGGUUCUGCUCAGCUGCUGGAGGCCUCUCAGGACCAGACGCUUCUGGACGUCUUCAGUGGUGUGAAGCUGCACCUGUCCUCCUCCCUCCAGGACUUCCACAAACUCAGGAGGUACUUUGUGGCCUACGACGGAGACCUGGUACCAGACUACGACCGCUCCUCUGCCACUCACAGCAUGGGGGAGGACCAGGACCAGGACCAGUCUGUGGAGAGAGUGUCCCCCCGCUGGCUGUGGGAGUGCAUCCGCAAGAGACGCCUGGUGCCCUCCUGCUGA